Messenger RNA from Mucor mucedo, 764 nucleotides. Its product is annotated as kinase-like domain-containing protein. The record is from RefSeq and is a predicted model, not a curated record. Gene Ontology annotation, molecular function: protein kinase activity; ATP binding. Bases 85 to 663 code for a protein of 192 amino acids. Gene Ontology annotation, biological process: protein phosphorylation. The transcript has 4 exons. Lineage: Eukaryota; Fungi; Mucoromycota; Mucoromycetes; Mucorales; Mucoraceae.
CUCUAACCUGAGCAAGUCACACAGCCUUUAAAGUUACAGCAGACAAGUUUAUCACACUCUUUUCCCUUUUUACAGAAAUUAUAAAUGAGUUCAGCCUUUUAUUCGUUCAUCAGUUCAGUUACGAACUCCAUUACUUCAAGAUAUGAUAUUAAAGCACAAAUUUCUUCCUCUGGAUUAUGGAAAAUAUACCAAGGCGAACGAAAGACUACCGGAAAGAAAGUUGCUAUAUUUAUUUUUGAGAAAAAGACGUUAGAAUCCAACUUUAGACGCGAGCGUGGUUCCUCAAAACAGGAUACAGACAUGGUCUACGAAUUAUUAAAGAAAGAGGCUGGAAAUUUAGCAAAACUACGACACCCUUCUAUCCUCGAAGUGGUAGAACCCGUAAAUGAAUCACGUAGCUCGAUUGUUUUUGUCACUGAACCACUUAUGGGCUCUUUAACGCACUUGGUAAAGAGUUCCGAAAACUACUCUUCAGAAUCACAAGAACCCAGUCUAGAUCUCGACGAAUUGGAGAUUCAAAAAGGGUUACUGCAAGUGGGUAAAGGACUUCAGUUCUUUAACGAUGCCAAGGUAGUUCAUCACAAUCUUACAACAGACGCUAUUUUUGUAAAUGCGAAGGUAAAUUAUGCUUUUUCAGAAAACAAGCUCGUUUUUUUUAAUUGACAUCUACGAAUAGGGUGAUUGGAAGAUUGGCGGGUAAUAUUCAUUAUAUUGGAGAGUCUGUUUUUUUUAAACAAGGAAAUAACACACGGACCUUUUAUUAA